Messenger RNA from Rotaria sp. Silwood2, 1000 nucleotides. The record is from the annotation of a GenBank genome assembly. NCBI's taxonomy places the organism in Eukaryota, Metazoa, Rotifera, Eurotatoria, Philodinida, Philodinidae.
AUGACUGAUCAAACAUUAUUAGUAAAAGCUCGAAAAGCUCGAUUUGAUGACUUACCGAAUUUUUCCGGACAUCCUUCUGAGGAUGUCGAACGAUUUUUAAAAAGUAUCAAGAAUAUGACGAAUGCUAAUGAUGAAUCCGACAAUCACGAAAUUCUAGAAAUUGUUCGUGGCAAAUUAACCCAAUCAGCUGAGAUAUGGUUCGAUAAUAAUGAAAAUAAAUUCAACAAGUGGGCAAAUUUCGAAACUGCAUUUCGAAAUCGCUAUUUUUCAACAACAAUGAUGCAUAAAAAAUUUGAUACAUUAAAGCAACGAAAACAAUUAUAUGACGAACCGGUUACAUCUUAUUUUGAUGACGUUGUUAAUCUAUGUCGGGAAAUUGACCCAGCUAUAUCAGAACAAAUUAUCAUUCAACAUUUAAUGAGUGGAGUUAACCCUGAUUUUAAAAAAGAACUUUCAAGACCUUUACCAUCACAUAUAAAUAAAAAUAGAAUGGCUGAUCAAACAUUAUUAGCAAAAGCUCGAAAAGCUCGAUUUGAUGACUUACCGAAUUUUUCCGGACAUCCUUCUGAGGAUGUCGAACGAUUUUUAAAAAGUAUCAAGAAUAUAACGAAAGCUAAUGAUGAAUCCGACAAUCACGAAAUUCUAGAAAUUGUUCGUGGCAAAUUAACCCAAUCAGCUGGGAUAUGGUUCGAUAAUAAUGAAAAUAAAUUCAACAAGUGGGCAGAUUUCGAAACUGCAUUUCGAAAUCGUUAUUUUUCAACAACAAUGAUACAUAAAAAAUUUGAUACAUUAAAACAACGAAAACAAUUAUAUGACGAACCGGUUACAUCUUAUUUUGAUGACGUUGUUAAUCUAUGUCGGGAAAUUGACCCAGCUAUGUCAGAACAAAUUAUCAUUCAACAUUUAAUGAGUGGAGUUAACCCUGAUUUUAAAAAAGAACUUUCAAGACGUGAAUCAUCUAUGAACACAUUAAACGAAUUUUUAAAAUACGUAAAAAUUG